AUGUUCCCGAAGGGCACCAAGCGCAAGUUCUCGGACUCCGGCGAGGAGCCGGCCGGCGGCGGCGGUGGCGGCGGCGAGCAGGGCCCGGCGGCGCCGUCGGCGGCGGCGGCCCGGGCGCUGACCUCCUCGUACAGCCUGCAGCGGCAGUCGCUGCUGGACAUGUCGCUCAUCAAGCUGCAGCUCUGCCACAUGCUGGUGGAGCCCAACCUGUGCCGCUCGGUGCUCAUCGCCAACACGGUGCGGCAGAUCCAGGAGGAGAUGACCCAGGACGGCACCUGGCAGAUCAUGACCCAGGCGCUGGCGGCCGCCCAGUGCCCCGCCGACCGCCUGGUGGCCACCGAGGUGCUCUGCCGGCAGACUGACCCGGCCGCGCAGGCCGGCCAGAGCCCCAAGCCCUUCUCCGUGGUGGGCCUGGAGGAGGGCUACCACUCGGAGGAGGUGGUGAUGGAGGGGGAGGUGGAGACGGAGGUGACGAUGUCCACUCUGUCCGCCGUCCCCCCACAGCUGUCGUCGGCCUCCUACCUGGCCGGCCCCUUCGGCAUGGGCCCCUGCUGGGAGGACGAGGAGGACGACGGCGGCUGCGACGAGGACGAGGAGGAGGACAGCGAGGAGUGCGCGUCGGAGGGGGAGGACGGCGAGCGGGACCGCCUGAGUCCGGACUCCAGGACAGGGGAGCAGGUUUUUGGGACCUUUGAGAUCAAGCACCCGGCGCCGCCCGCCGACCCCGCGCUGGAAGAACUGUUUUCAGACGUGGACCCCUCCUACUACGACCUCGACACGGUGCUGACGGGCAUGCAGAGCGCCCCCAAAAUGGGGCCCUACGACCUGCUGGAGAACCUGUCGUCCCACGGGCCCACGGCGCUCAGCUCCAGCUCGAACUGCAGGUCAGACCUGAACGAACUGGACCACAUCAUGGAGAUCAUCGUGGGGUCCUGA
Molecule: messenger RNA, 936 nt
Organism: Menidia menidia (Atlantic silverside)
Lineage: Eukaryota; Metazoa; Chordata; Actinopteri; Atheriniformes; Atherinopsidae
Source: the annotation of a GenBank genome assembly